Molecule: messenger RNA, 723 nt
Organism: Penicillium brevicompactum
Lineage: Eukaryota; Fungi; Ascomycota; Eurotiomycetes; Eurotiales; Aspergillaceae
Product: NIPSNAP family protein
Exons: 2
Coding region: 1-723 (240 amino acids)
Cellular component (GO): mitochondrion
Source: RefSeq, a predicted model, not a curated record
AUGUAUGGUUCUGAGGAAGGUCGAAAUUUCGACAAGGAUAUAGCGCGCUCCUUUUCACAGGCCCUGGCGCGCGGUAAAUACGUCCACUCCAUUGUCAUGCACGAUGUCAAGCCUGACAAGGUCGAUGAAUACGUUGAACUGGUGGGCCAGUGGUAUCCCCAAAUGGCGGGCACCAAGGAGAACCGCGUUAAUCUAGUGGGCAGCUGGCGGACGCAAGUGGGUGACAAUGAUACAUUUAUCCACAUCUGGGAAUACCAACGGUACGAAGGCUACCACGUUUCCCUUCACAACAUCUCAGAGCACCCAGAGUUCCGUUGUUUCGAUCGAAAACUCAAGAGCCUGAUCAAGAGCAAAAAAACAUCACUGAUGCAAGAGUUUUCAUUUUGGCCGACGACGCCGCCCCGCCGUCUCGGUGGACUGUUUGAGCUUCGAUCGUACACAUUGCAUCCGGGCAAACUCCUAGAAUGGGAAACACAGUGGCGUCGUGGUCUUGCAGCCCGUCAAGAGGUUAUGGAGGGCGUGGGUGCAUGGUUUGUGCAGAUUGGUGACUUAAACACGGUGCACCACCUCUGGCAAUUCGCCAAUCUGGAAGAACGAAAGACCCGCCGUGAUAAGUCGUGGGAAGUUGAGGGAUGGGCCGAGACAGUGUACAAGACUGUACCACUUAUCCAGACCAUGCAAAGUCGGAUUCUUGUUCCGAUGCCGUGGAGCCUCGUCGGUUAG